AUGGUUAGCUCAGACGAAGUUGCGGUGGCCCCUGCUAACAAGCGUCCCCAUUCCGAGGUUGACGCUGCUGACAACGGCGAUGAUUCCUCCUCGGACGAUGACUUCGGUCCCGCACUGCCCUCUGAGGCAGCCCCAAAGAAGAAACGACGAAAGCUGCCCUUCGAGAAGGUGUACGUCAAGGCACUGCCCGCCUCGCCGCGGUACUCCAAGUCGCUGAUGCACAAGGACCAAUUGUCCUUUGUCACGGUCACACCAUUCACGGACUUUGUGAUUACCAGCUCGAUAGAUGGGGUGGUCAAGUUUUGGAAGAAAAUGGCCGACGGCAUUGAAUUUGUGAAGGAGUUCCGUGCCCAUCCAGGCGAGAUUCGAAGUGUCAACGUCAGCGCCGAUGGCCGCAGUUUUGCGACGGCAGGUGUGGAUAAGACGAUCAAGAUCUUUGAUGUUAUCACAUUUGAUCUACUGGCCAUGUACACACUCGAAAUCGUGCCUCGAUGUGUCUGCUGGGUGCAUCGACGAGGCGCAUCUCUACCGUUGCUGGCUGUGACCGAUGAGUCUAGCAGCACCUUCCAAGUCUUCGAUGGACGUGGCGAAAAUCCACAGCCUCUACACACGGUGAAGUCGGUUCACCGCAGCCCGAUCGUCUCAAUGGCAUUCAACAAUGCAUUUGACUGUGUCGUCUCGGCCGAUGAAUCGGGUAUGAUCGAGUAUUGGCGGGCAGGAGAUGGAUCAUUUGAAAAGCCGGACAACGUGUUUGAGCUCAAGUCGUCCACCAACUUGUUUGCGUUUAAAAAGGCCAAGUCCACGGCUACUGCGAUCACUAUUUCCCCCUCUGGCGAACAUUUCGCUACGGUGUCUUUCCCUGAUCGACAGAUCCGCGUGUUCGAAUUCGCGACAGGCAAACUUUACCGUACAUACGACGAGUCUAUCGCAACCAUCAUGGAAAUGCAACAGGCAGGCACUGCCCCCUACCACCUGGAGGAGGUCGAAUUGGGGCGCAGGCUGGCAGUCGAACGAGAAUUGGAAGGAGAAGCAACUCGGAGCAAAGUCAACGUGUCCUUUGACGAGUCCGGCCACUUCUUGCUCUACGGCUCGUUGUAUGGAAUCAAAUGCAUCAACACAUAUACAAAUCGCGUGGUGCGAGUGUAUGGCCGAGAAGAGCCAUUCCGAGCACUGAAUUUGGCUCUGUAUCAGGGCCAGCCCCAGCGCAAGGGUGUGGUCACCGUGUCCAUGGCCGCCAGCAGUAACCCUCUCCUGCAGGAAGCCGAAGAGCGUGAUGCAAUUCUUGUUAGCACUGGAUUCGCCAAGGUCCGCUUCUACCUGUUCACCAACGAGACUGAAAUCUCCAAGGGCAGCCGUGAUGUACAGAACGAGAAGCCCACUCAAGUCGCCGGCGCCUUUGAUACAGGCCCCACCAAGGCUCAGGAGACUGGGACCGCAGCUGUUCUACACACUACCAUGGGAGACAUCCACCUCCGCCUAUUCCCUACCGCUGCCCCUCGCACGGUGGAGAACUUUGUCACCCAUGCCCGGCAAGGAUACUACAACAACACGAUCUUUCACCGAGUGAUCCGCAAGUUCAUGAUUCAGGGUGGUGACCCUCAAGGCGACGGCACGGGCGGCGAGUCCAUCUGGGGCGGGGAGUUUGCGGACGAGUUCUCGAGUUUGCGACAUGACAAGCCGUAUACCUUGUCGAUGGCGAAUGCCGGACCCAACACGAACGGAAGUCAAUUCUUCAUCACGACCGAGAAGACCCCCUGGCUUGACAAUAAACAUACUGUCUUCGGCCGCGCCGUCCAAGGUCUGGACGUGGUGCACAAGAUUGAAAAUGUCAAGACACAUAAGGAAAAGCCCGAGGUGGACGUGAAGAUUGUCAGCAUUAGCAUCUCUUAA
This is a messenger RNA of Penicillium daleae, 1890 nucleotides long. Its product is annotated as WD40 repeat domain-containing peptidylprolyl isomerase. The record is from RefSeq and is a predicted model, not a curated record. Bases 1 to 1890 code for a protein of 629 amino acids. Gene Ontology annotation, biological process: protein folding; protein peptidyl-prolyl isomerization. The transcript has 3 exons. Gene Ontology annotation, molecular function: peptidyl-prolyl cis-trans isomerase activity; protein binding. Lineage: Eukaryota; Fungi; Ascomycota; Eurotiomycetes; Eurotiales; Aspergillaceae.